Molecule: messenger RNA, 1299 nt
Organism: Trichoderma aggressivum f. europaeum
Lineage: Eukaryota; Fungi; Ascomycota; Sordariomycetes; Hypocreales; Hypocreaceae
Exons: 1
Coding region: 1-1299 (432 amino acids)
Biological process (GO): transmembrane transport
Cellular component (GO): membrane
Molecular function (GO): transmembrane transporter activity
Source: RefSeq, a predicted model, not a curated record
AUGGGGUUCGAAAAGGAAGAAGAAGAAGCCGAUGGAAAUGUUUCAUGCAAUACAGACCAGACAGCUCUGGGCAGCCAAGAGCUCCAAGAUAAGCCUAGUGAUCCUCCCGAUGGCGGCUUCACGGCGUGGAUGCAUGUUCUGCUCAUGCACAUCAUCUUCUUCAACACCUGGGGCGUAGCAAACGGCUAUGGCGUCUUUCAAGAGUAUUACACGCAGACUCUCGGCAAAUCUCAGUCUUCCAUCUCCUGGAUAGGCAGUGUCCAAGUCUUCUUCCUCUUUUCCAUUGGCGCUUUCUCAGGGCGUCUGACCGACGCUGGCCAUUUUCGAAUCACAUUCGCGUGCGGGGUGUUCCUCCAACUCUUGGGCAUCUUCAUGACAUCGCUUUGCACGGCUUACUGGCAGAUUUUUCUGGCGCAGUCUGUUUGUCUUGGUAUCGGAAACGGCUUGACCUUUUGCCCAGCCAUAGCCGUUCUCUCCCAGUACUUUAAGAAAUAUCGAGCCUUUGCCGUCGGCGUUUCUGCUGCUGGCGCCGCUGUGGGCGGGCUCGUGUACCCAGUCCUGAUUAACCAGCUCAUUUUCCACAACAACUUUGGGUUUCCCUGGACUCUAAGAAUCAUGGGCUUCAUCAUGCUUGCGACCUAUAUCCCUUGCUUGAUCUGGUUCAGGCCUCGUCUCCCACCGCAGAAGACGGGGGGGUGGACAGACACAUCCGCCUUCAGCGAUGUGCCAUUCCUACUCUUCUCUCUAAGCAUGUUUCUCAAUUUUUGGGGUCUCUAUUUUGCAUUCUUUUAUCUCGGAACCUACGCUCGAGACAAGAUCGGGAUCAAGGAACCGAUCAACCUAGUCAUGGUUCUCAACGGUGUUGGCAUCCUCGGACGCGUUCUGCCAACAAUUGUGGCCGAUAAACGGGUCGGAAUACUCAAUAUGCUAAUUCCAAUGAGCUUUGGUGCCAGCUUGCUUGUAUUUUGCUGGGCAGCAGUAUCAUCGGCCGUUGGGCUGUAUGCUUUUGCCAUUGUAUAUGGACUGAUUGCCGCAGCAUUGCAGGCGCUCUUCCCAGCUGUCGCCACAACCAUGACUCCCGAUCCCAGCAAAACCGGUACACGUGUCGGCAUGAUUCUUGGAUUCGUUAGUUUCUCAACUCUCACGGGUCCAGCUAUUUGCGGCGCCAUAAUAGAGAGACAAGGGGGGAGCUAUUUAGGGGCGCAAAUGUUUGCUGCUUCGUGCAUUCUGCUUGGAGCCCUGAUGGCUUUGGCGGCAAGGAUUGCCAAAGCUGGGUCCAAGCUCAUGGUAAAGGUGUAG